UUGAAAAUUGAAAACAUCAUCAAAAUUCAUCAACAUUUAAGUAACGAAUCCAUAAUUAAAAAAGAGAAAAAUGCAAGCAGCGACGUCUGAAAAAGAGCAGAAUGUUGAUUUCUCGGGAGUGCCCAUCGAGGCCUUGGAAUCUUUGAGAUUGAGAUUGACUCAAUUGACACAUUCCUUGAACAAACUACAAACAGAAAUGAAGAGUGCACAAAUGUCCAAUUGGGUCUCUAUACAGAGUCAAGUAAACAUCAUUUUUACACAAUUAGCUUCAUUAUCAGCAACAUUAUCAACAUAUUCAGAGACUCUAUCCAAGACUGUUGUCUAUCCAUUACCUGAAUUCCCCACCACUGAACAAGAAAGUCUAUUAACUACAUUACUACGGAAGAAACCAUUACCUGAAGUCACUGAUUGGAUUGAAGAAUCAAAGCAAAAAUCAACAGAUAUUUUAUUAAAAGAUGAUGAAGCAUUAACACAAUGGGCUUUGAGUUCCACUGUGGAUCAACGUAAAGGUUAUGAAUUUAAAGGGUUCCAUACCAAAAAAGAAUUGGAAGCAGGAGAUACAGAAGAUAAUGACUUUAAUGUGAUGGGGGCUCCUGGUGUGAACCAAACCACUAAAUAUUCGGUCGAUGAACUACUGAAACUCAUGUAUCAAGGAACAGUUCCUGAGCAUUAG
Hansenula anomala is the source of this 673-nucleotide messenger RNA. RefSeq names its product RNA polymerase II mediator complex subunit MED8 (gene MED8). The coding region runs from base 71 to 673 and encodes 200 amino acids. Gene Ontology annotation, cellular component: mediator complex; core mediator complex. NCBI's taxonomy places the organism in Eukaryota, Fungi, Ascomycota, Saccharomycetes, Phaffomycetales, Wickerhamomycetaceae. The record is from RefSeq and is a predicted model, not a curated record. Gene Ontology annotation, biological process: regulation of transcription by RNA polymerase II. Gene Ontology annotation, molecular function: RNA polymerase II cis-regulatory region sequence-specific DNA binding; transcription coregulator activity. The transcript has 3 exons.